CGGGUGGUCCUUGACAUCUUGACGAAAGCUCAAAAACUAAUAAAACAUGAAAAUUAACCUGACUACGUGUCACAAGUCACGAUAAACUUGGAAUUUGCGUAAAAAAUGUAGGGAAUAUAUGCAGUAGAGUGAUAAAGGAAAAUUUAACCUUCUAUUGGUUUUGAGGGUAAAUGCUCUUUGUAGCAUUUGAUUCACAUUAAUUCAGGUGAUUUUGACAACUGCGAAAAUACAUUAUCAUCUCCAGACACCUUUUUAAAGUGACUUCUUCGACAAGAAGAAAAUUGGAAUGAGUCAAAGUGUUUCUAGGCUGAUCAGCACUCCAAUCGACAAUUGGGGCUUUGUAUCUUUUUAUUAUCAUUACAAAUUAGAAACUCUCUAUAUUUAAGAUGAUUUGCGAUUUGUAUGGAGCAUUCAGCGACUUUUUUCAGGGGGAAAAUAUUACAUUUAUUUCAUCACCUCCUAGAUGGCAAGGUAACACCCCCAUUCUAAACAAUGGCUGAGAACGUAAACAACAACCCCUUCGCCGGCCUCUUCUCCAAUUCUACCGAAACAGAAUCCUUCUCUCAAUCUCAAAAUUCCUCGCAUUCCCGUUCCUCAUCAUUUUCAAAUGGCCUAGACCCUCCUACAGUCUCUCCCCCUUGCACCUCCCCAGCCCUUGACAAGCACAUUCAAUCCAUCUUUGGACUUUUAUUAAUCCAGAAAACCCCCCAAAUUAAUUCCCGACUUAUCUCAAUCGACGCGGAAACGGUAGAAGAUGGACUCUUCGAACGUCUAACCUUUCCAGACAUCAGAUCGAAACUCACUCCAAUCUCGGACAUAAAGGGAGCCACGGUAGACCCUCACUAUGUUCAGUCAGAGAUAAUUCCUUAUCUGUUUGAGUGCUGGAAUCGACUCCAGAGGCUAAAACAUCAGGAAAAUUCCGACGUAGAGCUCAAUGAUGUCAUUAUUCUAGAAAACGUCGUUCUGAGGUCAGUGGGGACUGCCCUAGAGGCUCCAGAAAUUUUUCAGGAACAGGAUAUUCGCCGACAGUAUCUGCAGCUCUUCGUGGACUCGGCUGAGACAACAAAUGUGGCUGCAUUCACCGAGAAUGUUGUUAAGGUGAUUGGAAUUGAUGAGGAGAGUGAUGCUCAGGCUCUUCUUGGAGCCUUUGGACCAAUGUUGAAUAUUAUUUAUAAGGAAGCAGCUGAUUCAAAUCUUCUGGUCUUCAGGCAGUACUGGUUCGAUGUUCUCCAGGUAUUCUCCAAUAUUGAAUCCCUCGCUAAGUUAUUAAUUCACCAUUGCACACCAAUUGCCGAUCACGGCUCUGCCUUUUCUGACACAAUCUUCGGGGCUCUGCUGUCUCUGAGCUGUUUACCAAAGAGCUACGGAGGUCCCUAUGAUUUCUUUGAUAAACCACUGACGCAACAGUCGAGAACAAUUGAGGGAAAUAUCUGGACUGCCUUAGAUGCUCUCAGCAAGAAUCUUCAUAAGAUUUUUCAUUCGUUGCUCAAGUGCUCAGCGGAGACGAGGCACUUGACUCUAAAGUGGAUUGCCAGGUGCCUCAAGGCGAAUGCUGCUAGGGGCAAGCUCUGGAAUACUCAGGGCAACGUUGGGCCAGCUCUCACAGCUUCUGAUGGAUUCAUGCUGAAUUUGGGAAAUGUUUUGCUGCGACUCUGUCAACCCUUUUGCUUGAAAUAUGACGACCCGAAAAUCUUAAAGAUUGACCCCACCUACUGUGCAGCUGAGCCUCUAGACGAGGAAGACUCAAGGACUCGAGGGAUCCACAUGAAAGGAAUGAGCAAAGAGACCUGCCUUAUUCCCGUAUCAGAAAACGAAACUAGGCCAGUAGCAAAGACUUUCACCUUCGUCACAGAGUGUUUCUUCCUCACUCAUCGGGUCUUGGACCUGGGUUACAGAGUGGUUCUGGAGAAACUCAUGAAAACAACCCAAGACCUCAGCAGGAUUCAACGAGUCUAUACCGACGCUCAGGCCGGAGGAUCCUCAGAAGUCUUUGACGUUAUUACUCAACGAAUGGAGAUGGAGAUGACCAAAUAUCUGUCAUUGAGAGCUAGUCUACUCACUCCAGAGAUGCUGGAGCUCCUUGCCAAGUUCCAUGCUGCCACUGCUCACUGGGUCAUGCAAGUCACCUCAAAUCUAGCCCUGGAUGAAAACGGGGAAGUCUUUGCGCCGAUGAAGCCUGUGAAUAUCACAUUUCCACUGCCUGAGACUGUUCCAGACACUCUCAAAUGUAUUCCUGAAUUUGUGGUGGAAAAUACGGUGGGAUUCGUGUGCUUCUUGAGGAGAUUGAACCCAAAUACCUUUGAGGAAUAUGGCAAGGAUUUCUUGGAUCCAAUUCUGACGGAAAUCAUUGGGCUGAUGGACUCCCCGAAGAGGCUUUAUAAUCCUCAUGUACGGGCACAUUUGGCUGAGGGACUGGAGGCACUUCUGCCGAUCCAAGAUGACAGCAACAAUCAUCUGCAGGCGACACUCGGUACAUUCCAUAGGGAACAACUGUUCCUUAAACAUCCACAUAGGAACGAAAUCGUCGGGAAUUUACUGCACGUGUUUGUUAGUAUAGAAAUGACAGGACAGAGUGUCCAAUUCGAGCAGAAAUUCAACUAUCGCAGACCGAUGUACAUUGCCAUGGACUACCUAUGGAAAAUAAGAGAGCAUAGAAGCAAUUUCCAGAAAUUGGCUAUCGAAGCUGAGAACAAUAUGGAAGCAGUUCAGCCUCCACUUUUUCUCAGGUUUAUUAAUUUAUUGAUGAAUGAUGCUGUUUUCCUCUUGGAUGAGGCACUAAGUAACAUGGCGCAGUUGAAAACUAUGUUGGCUGCGAGGGAGAAUGGAGAUUGGGAUAAAUUGCCGCAACAUGAGAGAGAUCAGCAAGUUGGGUAUCUUCAGCACAUUGGCAUGAUAGCACGAUUCGAUAAUAUUCUGGGAAGGGAAACCAUUUCUACACUCAAAAUGCUCACUUCUGAGAUAAAGUCUAUCUUCUGUCACAGUACUCUGGUGGACAGAAUUGCCUCUAUGCUAAAUUAUUUACUGCUGCAACUGGUGGGACCUAACAAGAGGAAUUGGAAAGUAAAAGACCAAAAGGAGUAUGAGUUUAAUCCUGCAAACUUAGUACUAAACAUUUGCGAAAUUUAUAUCAAUUUGGGGGAGAAUGCUAACUUCACACUCGCUGUUUCACAAGAUGGAAGAUCCUACCGCCCCGAUUUAUUCGAGUUAGCUGAUAACGUGCUGGUUCGUAUUGGUGCAGUGGGGAUUCUGAGUGACCUUGCAAAUUUCUCAAAACGCGUGGCAGAAGCAGCCCAUAUAAAACGAGAAGAGGACGAGAUACUGACGGACGCACCAGACGAAUUUUUGGACCCAAUUAUGUCUACCCUAAUGACCGAUCCAGUGAUUCUACCUUCUUCAAAGAUGUCGGUGGACCGUCAAACAAUAGCCAGGCAUUUGUUGAGCGAUCAAACUGAUCCAUUUAAUCGAUCACCACUGACCAUGGACCUCGUGAAAUCCGACACAGAUCUUAAAAAUAAAAUAGAAGAGUGGAUUGCAUCGAAAAAACAAUCCAGAUCGUCACAUUUGGAGAUGUAUAGAUACCCAAAAAUUAUUGAUUGCGGGAUUUUUUGAGUGGCACAAUUGAGAAAACAAGCAUUGUCGAUGCUGCUGUCAUGAGUCGUCAUUGGAAUUAUACGAAAAUUAUUUAAGAUCUCUUCAAAUUUAUGAAACUACAUGAAACAAAUAUCAAUAAAAAGCUACGGAGUGAAGCAACUGAUUUUUAUGUGUAAGAAACAUUUGAAAGAAUUUUUUCGCGAUAUUUUUGAAAAAGAAAGGGAGAAGAUAUGCCAUUGAGAAAACAAAAAAUCCGAAAAUUGUUUUUAACUAUAGAAAAGUAGAAUUGAGUAAAAGAAUAUUUUAGUGGAUCAAUUUUAUUGUUAUGAUAUCCGAGUAAAUUAUAUAUUUAACAAAUUAGCCUUCAUUCCAAAAACAUUCCGAAAGUCGGAGGGUUGCCCACAUUAAUUGCUUGUAAUUUCUCGGUGGCACAGUUAUUCGAAAGAAGAAACACCAAUUUUGUCAUGAUUGACGGUGUAGUUGAAAGAUUUUUUUAUUUCAUCAAUCUCAAGUAGCAAUUAGUUAUUCCAACGGGUCAUAAAAGUUGCUUUCACUUUUACAUGGAACAAUUUCAAAACCUCCAAUUAUACAUUCAGCCUCUUGACAAUUUAUCGACAUGCAAUAGACAUAAUGAACGUUCUGUAAAUUUAUCAAACCUAUGAUGAUAUAAUGUAUAUGUACAGUAAAAAUUGAUUUAAAAAUCGUUUCGUUUCGCAAUUUUAUAAUUGUGAUAUAUUAAUAUUAAUUAUGCAAGAUUUGUGUAUCAUAAAAAUAUGUUAUAAAUCUUUUUAAGUAAAGAAGAUGAUUCGCUCAAAGAAAAAACCAAUCCAAAGUUUUUCAUCUUCUUUCUCUUUAUCUAAAUUAAUUGAUUGAAAAAAAAAUUACUUUUCAUUGUUCUAGAGAUAAACUUAAAAUAUUUAAUAUUAAUCCACGAUAUCUUGCGUCACCUGUUGACCGUCAGGAAUGAUAAGAUCAAUAUCUUGUCGUUUUCGAGUACAAACAAAAUUUAAUUUGUUUUUAAUACUUAAAUGAAAGAAUUAUCGAGGUUCUUGCGAACCCCGAUUAAAUGGGGGUUAAUCCAGGGCAUCUAUCAGCUCCUGGAAGUCUUCGACGAACCACAGGGAAUUUGUUUUCACACUCUCCCUGACGACGUUACCACCAAAUCCUGUUUUUCAGUGAUAAAAAUAAGAUUUUUCAAUUUCCUGUUUUUCGAUGUGAAUUAGAAUUGGAAAGAUAUCACAGAAUGUCUGCAAUAUUUUUCCCAAAUGGUAGUGAUACAAAAAUCUCAAGUAUUUUUCUCAUGUAAAAUUUAAAAAGUAUAGAAAUUCACCAAUGAACGCUGUGGCUGGUGGACAUGCUUCCAUGUCCGUGGCGCCAUCACCAACGUGAACAAUUGUGUUAAAUCCAUGUUUGUCUUGUAGUCGUUUGAUCACAAUAGCUUUUCCACCACUCCGCGAUGUCGGUUCAUUCUCGUCAAAUCCUGCAUAUUCUCCUGGUGAAAAGAAAUGACAAAUUUUGAAGGACUUCGAAUAAAAAGCAGAAAAACUUUUCGCUCCAAUAAAAUACUGGGAAUUAUUAAAUUAAUGAACUGUUCACUAUUUUUAUUGAAGUUUUGUCAGUUCGAUGUACGACAUUCAUAUGUCCCAUCGAUUUCCAAAUAAAACAAUCUGUCAUGCUAAUAA
Molecule: messenger RNA, 5273 nt
Organism: Diachasmimorpha longicaudata
Lineage: Eukaryota; Metazoa; Arthropoda; Insecta; Hymenoptera; Braconidae
Gene: Ube4A
Product: ubiquitin conjugation factor E4 A
Exons: 3
Coding region: 493-3609 (1038 amino acids)
Biological process (GO): protein polyubiquitination
Cellular component (GO): nucleus; cytoplasm; ubiquitin ligase complex
Molecular function (GO): ubiquitin-ubiquitin ligase activity
Source: RefSeq, a predicted model, not a curated record